This is a messenger RNA of Knipowitschia caucasica, 1038 nucleotides long. NCBI's taxonomy places the organism in Eukaryota, Metazoa, Chordata, Actinopteri, Gobiiformes, Gobiidae. The record is from the annotation of a GenBank genome assembly.
AUGAAAUGGAAGACAGUGACGGGCAUUUUCCUCCUGGUCGUGCUCUAUUUGGUAAUGGGUGCAGCGGUGUUCAAAGCACUGGAGCAGCCCCAUGAGAGUGCCCAGCGCGUAGCCAUCCUGACCCAGAAGCUGGAGUUCCUGUCCAAACACCAGUGCAUGAGCCACAGGGAGCUGGAGGAGCUGGUGAAGCAAAUUGUGGUGGCCAUGCGCUCCGGAGUGAACCCCACCGGGACCCUCAGCAACAACAGCAGCCUUUGGGACCUGAGCUCUGCAUUCUUCUUUGCUGGAACAGUCAUCACGACUAUUGGUUUUGGGAACACCUCUCCACACACAGAAGGAGGGAGGAUCUUUUGUAUUGUGUAUGCUUUACUAGGGAUUCCGUUAUUUGGAUUUCUGCUGGCCGGCGUUGGUGAUCAGCUUGGGACUGUGUUUGGCAAAGGGAUUGCCAGAGUGGAGAAAACGUUUGUUCACGGCGACAUCAGUCAAACUAAGAUCCGAGUCAUUUCCACUCUCCUAUUCGUUCUGUUCGGCUGCCUGCUGUUUGUGACCCUCCCAGCGGUCAUUUUUAAACACAUUGAGGGCUGGUCCGCUCUGGAGGCUCUGUACUUUGUGGUUAUCACACUAACAACCAUUGGAUUUGGAGAUUUUGUGGCAGCCUACUUUGCUGCCAUUCUCAGCAUGAUCGGAGACUGGCUCAGAGUCAUCUCAAAGAAGACCAAAGAAGAGGUCGGUGAGAUCCGGGCUCAGGCAGCCGAGUGGACAGCUUCAGUUUCAGCAGAGUUUAAGGAGACACGCAGAAGAAUGAGCGUGGAGCUUUAUGACAAAUUCCAGAGAGCCGCGUCAAUCAAGCGCAAACUGUCCACAGACUUUGCAUUCAGCCCGACCCCUGACCUCUCCAUGCCCAAACGAGCAGGGUCGGUCAACUUCAACGACGAGCUGGAGAGAAAGGAUGUGGUUUUCCAGGGACUGAACUGUUCUGUAAUGAGGAAUCACCUGCUGAUGAACGGACUGGACCCAGAAGACUCCUCUCUGUCAUAG